UCGCGCACUGACUCUGAACCGUUAUUGUUCUAUUGACUGGCUAAACAACAUCCUUGAGACGUUCCGGCAGAUAUGGAAAAAGAUGCAAGACCCAACUGGGACAGCCCCAUGCAGUUUAUACUAGCAUGUGUAUCAUAUGCAGUCGGGUUGGGAAACGUGUGGCGCUUUCCAUACCUCUGUCAAAUGCACGGUGGAGGGGGGUUCUUGAUUCCAUAUUUUGUCAUGCUGUUGUUGGAGGGUGUGCCCCUGUUCUACAUGGAGCUUGCCAUUGGUCAGAAGAUGCGUCUGGGUAGCAUUGGGGCCUGGACUGCCAUCAGCCCUUAUUUGGGAGGCGUGGGUCUUGCUAGUGUUGUGACAUCCCUGUAUCUGUGUCUCUAUUACAACGUCAUCAAUGCAUGGAGUUUCUGGUACCUCUUUCAUUCAUUUCAAUCUGUCCUUCCCUGGGCAGAGUGCCCCAUCAAUUCCAACCGGACAGCACCUAUAGAGGAGUGUCAAAGGGCUACACCCACCCAGUACUUCUUCUACAGGGAAACAUUGGACAUCUCCUCUUCAAUUGAAGAGAAUGGAGGGAUUCACACAGGCCAGGCAUUGUGCCUCCUUCUUGCCUGGGUGAUUACUUACCUGUUCAUUGUCCAAGGAGUAAAGUCAACUGGGAAGGCGGUGUAUUUCACAGCCACAUUUCCAUAUGUGGUCCUCUUUAUCUAUCUGAUCCGGGGUGUCACUCUUCAUGGUGCCUUCAACGGUGUCAAAUACAUGUUCACACCCAAGAUGGAACAGCUUGCCAACCCCACUACAUGGAUCAAUGCAGCCACUCAGAUCUUUUUCUCUCUGGGUUUGGGUUUCGGGUCACUCAUAGCUUUUGCCAGCUACAACCAAUACAACAACAACUUCGAGCGCCAGGCCAUCAUUGUUUCCCUUAUCAACAGUGGAACCUCUGUCUUUGCCAGCAUUGUCACCUUUUCCAUUUAUGGGUUCAAGGCCACCAUCAACUAUGAGGACUGUCUAGAGAGGACUCGUGUGCUGCUUCUGAAUGCCUUCAGUCUAGCAGAGGACAGCAUCACUUUGGACAAUGUCUUUGAGUGGAUUGAAAAACUAAACACAACAUACCCACAGCAGUUUGCUGAACUUGCCAACAAACUGGAAAACUGUGACCUGGAGAGUGAACUAGACACCGCAGUAGAAGGGACAGGUCUGGCCUUCAUAGUAUACAGUGAAGCCAUUAAGAACAUGCCAGUAUCUCAGGUGUGGUCAGUGCUGUACUUCAUCAUGCUUCUGCUGCUAGGAAUGGGCAGCAUGCUGGGCAAUAUCACUGCCAUUAUCACCCCGCUACGAGACUUCAAGCUCAUAUCUCGCAUGAGCAAUGAGAUGUUCAAUGGUUUAGUGUGUUUGUUCUGUCUACUGCUUGGCCUGGGCUUCACCACCACAUCAGGGAAUUACUGGUUUACCAUGUUCAAUGACUAUGGAGCCACUUUUUCCCUGCUCUUCAUUGUCCUCAUCGAGGUCAUAACUGUCAGUUACAUCUAUGGAAUCAGAAGAUUUGAAAAAGACAUAGAAGACAUGCUUGGCCAUCGUCCCAACUGGUAUUGGAAGAUCAUGUGGGCAGGAGUUAGUCCCCUUCUCCUUAUCACCCUCUUCAUCUUCUACAUCGCCAAAUACAUCCAGGGAGGGACACCAACCUAUUACGCAUGGAACAAAGAACUGGGAAAGUCAGUGGAGACCGAGUAUCCUGUUUUUGGUCAAGUCUUCAUUGGGCUGCUGCUGGUGUCAUCAGUCAGCUGUAUUCCCCUCACAGCUAUGUAUGUGUUCUGCAGGAAGAGGAAACAUGGCCAUCACAAGAGGCAGCGUACUGUAAGCACAGUAUCAUCUUAGUUAGCAGGUGAUAAUAUAGCGCACAUUUACUGAGAUUAACCUCCUACCAUCACUAUCUACAUAGCUCUGUCCUCCAACACACCAACAGUCCUUCACUUCUCAUGUACAACACGGAAUAACAGAACAUUGUUUUCCUCGUCUUCUUUCACAAAAAAUGUUCAUACAAAAAUUGAAAACAAGGAUAUCA
Molecule: messenger RNA, 2056 nt
Organism: Scomber japonicus (chub mackerel)
Lineage: Eukaryota; Metazoa; Chordata; Actinopteri; Scombriformes; Scombridae
Product: sodium- and chloride-dependent transporter XTRP3-like
Exons: 11
Coding region: 73-1869 (598 amino acids)
Biological process (GO): sodium ion transmembrane transport
Cellular component (GO): plasma membrane
Molecular function (GO): L-proline transmembrane transporter activity
Source: RefSeq, a predicted model, not a curated record